UGAAAAAAUCGAUGAUUCAGUUUUGAUCAAAGCGAAAGACUGAACGAGAGGAAGUAAAGCACAGCUAAAUAAAUAAACCUAACUACUGGACUAUUUUUUGUCUAAAAUACGAUGUAGUUAUGCUGUAAGUGAGCAGGAAUCAUGAAUAAAGAAAUUUACCUUACUUUUAUCGUUAUUUUGACUUUUAAUGGCCAUGCAUAUGCACGUGAUUCGGACUGUCCCAGGCCAAAAGUUAUGAAACAAACCAUAAUACGAUCGAAGGAAUCGAUUAAAAAUGGAGCUAUUUUGAUUGGAAAAGAGAUUGUAGAAACUGCAAGAAGCUGUUACGACUUGUGUUGUAGUUAUGAAACCUGUAAUGUUGCAUUGAUGCAUUAUAAACAGGUUAAAAAUGAAAUUGGUGAUUUUGAGACCCACAAAUAUUGUUAUUUAUUUGCAUGUGGAAGUCCAUCUGUGUGCAGUUUUGGUAAUCAUAAUAGAUAUGCAGUGAUACAACUUGAGCAGCAGAUUUUAACAACUUUACCACCAACACAAGCACCAAUUAUAGAAGAAGAAGAAAGAUGUCCACCAGGUGUUCCUGUUGCAAUGUGUGCAGAGAAUCCUUGUGAUGUAAAAUCCUGUCCUGCACAUAAUGAUGCAAAAUGUAAACCUAAUUUCUGUGGCGGGUGCAACGCACGAUUUUACAAUGCUGAAAACAAGUUGGUAAAUUGUUCUCUUCCAGAAUAUCACGUAAGUGCGCUAGCAGCUGACGAUCACAACGAACAGUCGUUAACUGUAACUGAAGGUGAUUAUGAAGAAACACCAACGGAGGAUAUUCUCUUGUCUUCAAAUUCUAAAAAGACUGACGAGCAAGAUCCAUAUUUCCAUUCGAACAGAAGACAGUUCAUAACUGAUCCAGCGGAAGCUGCAGAGCUGUUUAACAGUACCACUCCUGGAACACAGCCACCAAGUGUGAAAGUUGUGAUCCGCAACGAGCCUCCAAACUUGAAAUCAAUCCCACUGUUGAUUGCAUUGAUAGUCAGUCUUUUGUUUAUCGUCGGGUUGAUCUAUCAUUUUAAAUGUGCGAAACGAGGGAAAGCGAAGAAGUUUCCGGUGGAUGACGGCGAUUAUUUGAUCAAUGGCAUGUAUUUGUAAAUUGGAUCAUCUGAUAUGUUGUCAUAAGUUUUUUUGUGAAUGCAAGGUUUAACUUUGAAUCAAUUUGAUUACCUCCGAAUAUAAUCAUCGGAAUAAAAUAGCGUUAAAAUUUAUUUUUUAAAAUAUUUUAUGAGUUCUUUGAAGCUAAACCGUUAAUUAUGCAUGCUCAACGAGAAUUAUCGGUUAUCGGUAAAAAUUCUUUAUUUAUUAAUUUGUAUUUUAAAACAUGGAACUAAAAAGUCGUGUCUAACAGCCACGUAUACACAUUUGUGAACCAAAAAAUUGUCUACAAAUUUGUCUAAAUAGCACACUUGUGUUUUUUCAAGCACUGACUUAGCUUGAUAACUGUGCCAAAUACCAAGGUGUACACGUUUUAUACGACAAACACAAUGAAAAUAGAAGUUUGAUUUCAGUUGGCGCAACAGCCGUGUUUUUAUUUUUUUCAAGUGAAUACUCAACUAGCAACAAUCAAGCAACAGUUAAGGUUGUAAAACAUAAAACUUUAGCAACAUUGAGGCUCCGUCCAAAUUUUGUGUUGUUCAAAGAAAAAGCAUGUAGCGUAAAUUGUACUCUUUUAUUAAUUUCAUGUAAUGUACAGAAUGAUUUUGCUUUUAUAUCGGUGUUUGUGUUCUAUAUAACAUAUUUUUGUGAUGUAAAAUAACUAAUUUCUUCAUACACAAACUUGUUCCCAUGCCAUUUUUGUUAAAUUUUAAAAAGCUGAAGGUUAAUGGUGGGAACAAGUUUGUUUGCAUUUAUUUAUUGUGUAAAAUGGAUUUUUUUCUUUGAAAGAAAGUAAUAGAUCGA
This is a messenger RNA of Hydractinia symbiolongicarpus, 1935 nucleotides long. RefSeq lists its product as uncharacterized. The transcript is spliced from 4 exons. The record is from RefSeq and is a predicted model, not a curated record. Bases 142 to 1131 code for a protein of 329 amino acids. NCBI's taxonomy places the organism in Eukaryota, Metazoa, Cnidaria, Hydrozoa, Anthoathecata, Hydractiniidae.